Amphiprion ocellaris (clown anemonefish) is the source of this 2289-nucleotide messenger RNA. RefSeq names its product atrial natriuretic peptide receptor 1-like. The record is from RefSeq and is a predicted model, not a curated record. Gene Ontology annotation, biological process: cGMP biosynthetic process; receptor guanylyl cyclase signaling pathway; intracellular signal transduction. Gene Ontology annotation, molecular function: protein kinase activity; peptide receptor activity; ATP binding. Lineage: Eukaryota; Metazoa; Chordata; Actinopteri; Pomacentridae.
AUGUUGACAUCUUGUGUAACUCUGCAGGGGAUGGGGACGGUGGAGAUGGACGAGUUCGGGGACAGACAGAUAGACUUCGCUGUGUGGGACAUGACGGAUGUCGACUCUGGAGAGUUUCAGGUGGUGUGUGUCUAUAACAGCAGCAUGAAGCAGCUGAUGAUGCAGGAAGGUCUGAGCUUCCAGUGGCCUGGAGGUUCUCCACCCACUGACUUCCCUGAAUGUGGCUUCAAGAACGAGAACCCAGCCUGCCACACACGUACAGUUACGAUGCAUCAGAUGGUUUCCAUGGUGAUCUGCUUCGUGUUUGUCAUCAUCGUCACCGUCACCGUGUUCAUCUACAGGAAGUUGAAGCUGGAGAGCGAGCUGGCGGCUCAGCUGUGGAGAGUUUGUUGGGAUGACGUCCAGAUGAGUAACCUGGAUAAAGUCCUGAAGAGAACCUGCAGCAGACUCACCAUGUCUCUGAAAGGAUCCAACUACGGCUCCCUGAUGACCAUGGAGGGGAACUUCCAGAUCUACACCAAAACUGGAUACUACAAGGGAAACCUGGCAGCCAUCAAGUACAUCAACAAGAAACGCAUCGAAUUGACCCGGAAGGUUCUGUUUGAACUGAAGCACAUGCGAGAUGUUCAGAAUGAACACCUGACCCGCUUCAUCGGCGCCUGUUUGGACCCACCCAACAUGUGUGUCAUCACCGAAUACUGUCCCAGAGGCAGCCUUCAGGACUUAAUGGAAAGCGACAGCAUCACACUGGAUUGGAUGUUUAGAUACUCUCUCAUCAAUGAUAUCGUCAAGGGGAUGGCGUUCAUCCACAACAGUGUCAUCAUCUCCCACGGCAACCUGAAGUCAUCCAACUGUGUGGUGGACAGUCGCUUCGUCCUCAAAAUCACCGACUACGGACUGCAGAGUCUGAGGACGAGCAGCUGUCCUGAAGACACACACGCCUACUACGCACGGAAGCUGUGGACAGCUCCGGAGCUGCUGAGGACAGACUGUCCUCCCCUCUGUGGGACUCAGCGGGGGGACGUCUACAGCUUUGGGGUGAUUCUGCAGGAGGUGGCUCUGCUCAGAGGAGUUUUCUACUUGGACUCCCAGUCCCUCAGUCCCAAAGAGAUCGUCCAGGCGGUGACUCAGGGUGGUGUCCCUCCUCUUCGUCCGUCUCUUUGUGUCCACAGUCACAGUGAGGAGCUCAGUGUCCUGAUGCAGCGCUGCUGGAGCGAAGAGCCGAGCGACAGACCGGACUUCAACACCAUCAAGCUCUUGCUGAGGAAGCAGCACAGAGGUUAUGGUUCCAACAUCCUGGAUAACCUUCUGUCUCGGAUGGAGCAGUACGCCAACAACCUGGAGGAGCUGGUAGAGGAACGAACUCAGGCUUAUCAUGAGGAGAAACGCAAAGCUGAGGCUCUGCUGUACCAGAUACUACCACAUUCUGUAGCGGAGCAGCUGAAACGAGGUGAGAUGGUUCAGGCCGAAGCGUUCGACUCUGUCACCAUCUACUUCAGCGACAUCGUCGGUUUCACCGCAAUGUCUGCUGAGAGCACACCACUGCAGGUUGUGACCUUGUUAAACGAUCUCUACACCUGCUUUGAUGCCAUCAUUGACAACUUUGAUGUUUACAAGGUGGAGACGAUUGGCGACGCCUACAUGGUGGUGUCCGGUUUGCCGGUCAGGAACGGGAAGCUUCACGGGCGGGAAGUCGCCCGGAUGUCGCUCGCCCUGCUGGACGCCGUCAAGAGCUUCAAGAUGCGACACCGAGCUGAACAGCAACUCCGGCUGCGCAUAGGCAUCCACAGUGGUCCAGUGUGUGCCGGUGUGGUUGGGUUGAAGAUGCCCAGGUACUGUCUUUUUGGAGACACAGUCAACACAGCGUCACGUAUGGAGUCCACCGGAGAGGCUCUAAAGAUUCAUGUGUCAGAGGCAACUCGUCAGGUUCUGCAGGAGUUCAGUUGCUUCCAGCUGCAGCUCAGAGGAGAGAUUGAGGUGAAGGGAAAAGGACGCAUGAGGACGUACUGGCUGCUGGGAGAGAGUGACAGCAACUGAUGGAGAUUUGAUGGACUGAUGGAGGAUUGAUGGACUGAUGGAGGAUUGAUGGACUGAUGGAGGACUGAUGGAGGACUGAUGGAUUGAUGGAGCCCCUCCUUCCCUCUGAUUGGACGUUACCUGUGACAUCAUUUAAAGUGGCAGUACACUGACUGAACUCUUCACCAAAAACAAACUGACAGACGAAUGUUUCACUGGAAGAUAAAUUACCUGAAAAAGUUGCGUAAAUAAAUAAAUGAAGUGUGUUUGUUA